AUGGAAGAAGACUCGCCAAGACAAAGAGAUUCUGUCUCUCUCACGCCCAUGGCCAAUGGUCUGGAGAACUUGGGGGCUGAGUUCCUGGAGAGCAUGGAGGAAGGCCAGGCCCCUGGAAGCAACCAGAGCCCUACAGAGGUUGUGAGCAGCUGGAGUGAGGCAGGACCCACGCGCUUCUCCAGAUGGAGGAGCCUGCAGCCCGUCACACGAGCGAAGCGCCUGUGCAGGGAGGACGCACAGCUGCUCCGGUGGAUCUGCACAGGCCUGCUGUGCACUGCAUUUGCUGCCUUCCUGCUGGUUGCCUGCCUCCUGGAUUUCCAAAGGGCCCUGGCACUGUUCAUCCUCUCCUGUGUGGUCCUUGCCUUCCUGGCCUACAGCCUGCUAAAGAGGCUGCUGGGGCCAAAGCUGACGAGAUGUGUCAAGCCUCUUGGAAAUUCCUGCCUGAACAUCUGGUUCAAGAGGGCUCUGGGCCUCGCUGCUUUGGUGGGCCUGGUUCUGUGGUUGAUCCUGGACACCGCCCGGCGACCUGAGCAGCUGGUCUCCUUCGCAGGAGUCUGCAUGUUCAUCAUCCUCCUCUUUGCCUUCUCAAAGCAUCACCGUGCAGUGUCCUGGAGGGCUGUAUCCUGGGGCCUUGGGCUGCAGUUUGUGCUUGGCCUCUUUGUCAUCAGAACAGAACCAGGGUUUAUUGCGUUCCAGUGGCUGGGUGACCAGAUUCAGAUCUUCCUGAGCUACACCGUGGCUGGCUCCAGCUUCGUGUUUGGGGAGGCCCUGGUCAAGGACGUCUUUGCCUUUCAGGUCUUGCCCAUCAUCGUUUUCUUCAGCUGUGUCAUGUCGGUUCUCUACUAUGUAGGCCUCAUGCAGUGGGUGAUUCUGAAGAUUGCCUGGCUGAUGCAGGUCACCAUGGGCACCACGGCCACAGAGACCCUUAGUGUGGCUGGGAACAUCUUUGUGAGCCAGACCGAGGCUCCUCUCCUGAUCCGGCCCUACCUGGCAGACAUGACGCUCUCAGAGAUCCACGUCAUCAUGACUGGAGGCUAUGCCACCAUCGCUGGCAGCCUGCUGGGCGCCUACAUCUCGUUCGGGAUUGAUGCUGCCUCCCUGAUCGCUGCUUCCGUGAUGGCUGCUCCUUGUGCGCUGGCCCUCUCCAAGCUGGUCUACCCUGAGGUGGAAGAGUCCAAGUUCAGGAGUGAGGAAGGGGUGAAGCUGACCUACGGAGACGCACAGAACCUCUUAGAAGCAGCCAGCAGCGGGGCUGCCAUUUCGGUGAAGGUCGUUGCCAACAUUGCAGCCAACCUGAUUGCAUUCCUAGCAGUGCUGGCCUUCAUCAAUGCUGCCCUCUCCUGGCUGGGCGACAUGGUGGACAUCCAAGGGCUCAGCUUCCAGCUCAUCUGCUCCUACAUCCUGCGGCCUGUGGCCUUCAUGAUGGGCGUGGCCUGGGAGGACUGCGCAGUGGUGGCCGAGCUGCUGGGGAUGAAGCUGUUUCUGAAUGAGUUUGUGGCCUACCAGGAGCUUUCCAAGUAUAAGCAGCGCCGGCUGGCUGGGACCGAGGAGUGGGUCGGUGGCACCAAACAGUGGAUCUCCGUCAGAGCAGAAAUCCUCACCACGUUUGCCCUCUGUGGAUUUGCCAACUUCAGCUCCAUUGGGAUCAUGCUAGGAGGCCUGACCUCCAUGGCCCCCCAGCGGAAAGGUGACUUCUCCAAGAUUGUGCUGCGGGCACUUUUCACGGGGGCCUGUGUGUCCUUGGUGAACGCCUGUGUGGCAGGGAUUCUCUAUGUGCCCCGAGGGGCUGAGGUUGACUGUGUGUCCCUCCUGAACACGACCCUCAGCAGCAGCAGCUUUGAGGUGUACCAGUGCUGCCAGGAGGCCUUCCAGAGCACCAGCCUCAACUUCACUGCAGGGGCCCUGAGUAACUGCUGUCAGUUUUACAACCACACAACCUGUACGUAG
Molecule: messenger RNA, 1947 nt
Organism: Elephantulus edwardii (Cape elephant shrew)
Lineage: Eukaryota; Metazoa; Chordata; Mammalia; Macroscelidea; Macroscelididae
Gene: SLC28A1
Product: solute carrier family 28 (concentrative nucleoside transporter), member 1
Exons: 18
Coding region: 1-1947 (648 amino acids)
Biological process (GO): nucleoside transmembrane transport; uridine transmembrane transport; pyrimidine nucleobase transport
Cellular component (GO): membrane
Molecular function (GO): pyrimidine- and adenosine-specific:sodium symporter activity
Source: RefSeq, a predicted model, not a curated record